Messenger RNA from Anolis carolinensis (green anole), 5140 nucleotides. RefSeq names its product cyclin dependent kinase 5 regulatory subunit 1 (gene cdk5r1). The coding region runs from base 494 to 1411 and encodes 305 amino acids. Gene Ontology annotation, cellular component: cytoplasm; protein kinase 5 complex; growth cone. NCBI's taxonomy places the organism in Eukaryota, Metazoa, Chordata, Lepidosauria, Squamata, Anolidae. Gene Ontology annotation, molecular function: cyclin-dependent protein serine/threonine kinase activator activity; protein kinase binding. The transcript is spliced from 2 exons. The record is from RefSeq and is a predicted model, not a curated record. Gene Ontology annotation, biological process: brain development; axon guidance.
GGCUCAUUGGAACGCCGUCUGUGCUGGAGUGGAGACGAGCGAGACGCGGAGCCAAGCCGGGCGCAGCAGCAGCAGCAGCAGCCGGGGCAACAGACACCAACCGCGGAUUGGGAGGCGGCCGGGACGCCACGCUCCGUUAUUUCGGGUGGGAGGGAGGGAGGGAGGGAGGGGGGCCGGGUGGGGAGGGGGAACCGAGACAAGACCCCCGAUUCCUCUUAUUUAUGUGCCUCUAAGCCGGAGAAAGAGGGCAAGGGGGGAGGCUGGAGGCCCCCCCUCCGUCGCCUCCAUUGAGCUUCUGUUGCUGCAGGACCCUGGACAGAAGCCACGCGGGACACGAACACUGCGGUCUGAAUCCAUAUCGUCAAGGCAGUGGUGGAGGGGAAACGGGGUCUGAAGCAAAACCACCGGGCUGAGACGGCACCCUGCUGGCUGCUGGCUUUGUUCAGCUCCUCGCACGUUUCCUCCUCCCUCCUCCUCCUCCUUUGCCGGCACCAUGGGCACCGUGUUGUCCCUUUCGCCCAGUUACCGGAAGGCCACCCUCUUUGAGGACGGCUCGGCCACGGUGGGGCAUUACACGGCCGUCCAGAACAGCAAGAAUGCCAAGGACAAGAGCCUCAAGCGCCACUCCAUCAUCUCGGUGCUGCCUUGGAAGCGCAUCGUGGCCGUUUCGGCCAAGAAGAAGAACUCCAAGAAGGUGCAGCCCAACAGCAGCUACCAGAACAACGUCACUCACCUCAACAACGAGAACCUAAAGAAGUCCCUCUCCUGUGCCAACCUCUCCACCUUCGCUCAGAACCAGAGUGCCCAGCCGCCGGCCCCAAACAACCAGAUCUCCAACUCCAAGAGCACCCUCUCCUCUGUCAAGAAGACCCCGCACCCCAACACCAAUUCCUCGGGGACUCCCAAGAGGGUGAUCGUCCAAGCCUCGACCAGCGAGUUGCUCCGGUGCCUGGGCGAAUUCCUGUGCCGACGGUGCUACCGGCUGAAACACCUCUCGCCCACUGACCCGGUCCUGUGGCUCCGGAGCGUCGACCGGUCCCUCCUCCUGCAAGGCUGGCAAGACCAGGGCUUCAUCACCCCGGCCAACGUCGUCUUUCUGUACAUGCUUUGCCGGGACGUCAUCUCUUGCGAGGUGGCCACCGACCACGAACUUCAAGCCGUCUUGCUGACCUGCCUCUAUCUCUCCUACUCCUACAUGGGCAACGAGAUAUCCUACCCUCUCAAGCCCUUCCUGGUGGAGAGCUGUAAAGAGGCCUUUUGGGAUCGCUGCCUAUCCAUCAUUAACCUCAUGAGUCCCAAAAUGUUGCAGAUCAAUGCCGACCCGCACUAUUUCACUCAGGUCUUUGCCGACCUGAAGAACGAGAGCAGCCAGGAGGAAAAGAACAGGCUCCUCAUAGGCCUCGACCGGUGAGCGCCGAUGCAGCGGGAAACCAUACUCUUUCCUCUUUUGUUUUCUUUUUGGUCCUUCCUUUAUGUUCUUUUUUGUUUCCAAAACAGACUGGGACACAAAGCUAAGGCUGGACAAGCCUAAAGGAGGACACCAAGCUAGCGUUCUCCGCCACCCAUAGUUGGCUUGGCUUCUCUGAAGUGAAAUGCAAUGGGGACGAUGGGAGCUUGGCCUCUUUAGGUCUCUCUUUCACUGUAUGUGGCGGAUGGGACUGCCUCUCCAUAGGAUGAGCAGGAGGGAAGGCCAAGCACAGCCACGCAUGACUUGCAGCGCCUCUUUGCCAGUUGUUUUUUGCUGAAAAGACCUGCAAACUGGAUCUUAAUUCCUCCUGGUGGAUUGAUUGCGGCAGAGAAGGCCAACAGCAUGGAUGCCUCUUAGGAAGAAAGAGCGACCAGAUCCACUGGAUGUUUCAGUGCCUGGCAUUCCAGAAAAAAAGGGAUCAAAGAAUGGGAUUUUCUUUCGUUCCAAUGGACUUAACUUUGCACACACCGACUUGAGCAAAAUGACACCAACACAGUAUUGUCCUGCAAAAUGGACUCUUUCUUGCAUGAAAAUGGGGUUGCCUUGAGAACCAAGCCUGUUGCUGCCCCUCUGUAUGUUAUCACCUCUGCCAGUGCCACCCCUUUCAUGGGGGCCAACAUCUUGGGCUCCGUGGGGCAAUCUCAAAACAUCAGAGCUAAAAGGUAAAGGUUAGGCUUGGGGAUUGUUUCCUGUGAAAGCACCCAAGUAAAAUCAAAUAAGGGAGCCUGGAGACCCUGUGGCCUACUGGGUGUUGCCAGACCGCAGCUCCCAUUGAUCCGCACCAUUGCCUAUGCUGGUAGGGUUUAAUGGGAGCUGAGGUCUGCUCACUUAAGGGUCACUUGUUCUCCACCCGUUCAAUAUGGAGUAGGAGCUGUAUUCAAGAUGGCCUCUAGUUGUAAUUAAUUUUUGCUGGCAAGAUAAUUGGGUUAUUUUUAUUUUACUGUAUUGUAUAAUUUGGCCGUUUCGGAGCAGGGUGACCACAGUUGUAUUGUGGCCAUUUGAACUGCUGGAAUAUAAUUAUCCCUUAUCAAGGAUCAACAUAACUGGAAAAUGUGGGAAUGAUGUCAUCUACAUUCUCACUAGUCCACGUUGGUUUGUCCAACAAGGAUGGGUGCUGAACCCCAUACGCAGCUGGUAUUAUGGGUACCUCCAGUUUUUUUCCCUUGAAGCCAAUUUAACACUAUAUGGGUUGGGGGGUGGGAGAGAGAUCUGGGGGAGAAGACUAAGAGAAUGCAUUGAAUAACAACAAUAAUAAAAGCAAGAGAACCUAAUAAUGGUUCUGGAAACAGAUUGUGUCUUAAAAAAUACCAAUCUGUAGCAUAUACAAAAAGUAAAUAAAUUUUACAUUUUGUAUAUUCUAUAGGUGUAUAUCGCCAGUGUUUCUCUUGAGGUACCAAUCUGUUUGUAUGAUAAUAAUCCUUUCCCUACUGAGACCCCACAAACCAUAUGCCAGCACUCGAUAAUUUCAUUUAUUCUUGUAUCCUUUGCCUCUCAACAUUCAACGCCAUCUGAUGCUUUGUACAUUUCAGUUGUUUUGCUUAGCUUUCCAUUUGUUAUACAAGAGAGACGUAAACGUCUUUCUACUCAUUACCUUCAGGGAUGGUAGAUGUAUAUAGGACGUUGGGGUGGGUGGGUGGGGUGGGGUGGGGUCCUGACUAGAUACACUGAAUUUUGCUCAGUUAAUGACAAUGUGAAUUGAAUGCCAAUAGUCCAGGGCAAUAACAUUCUGCGGAGGAUAAUGAACCUCAUUUGGGACGGAGGCCAUCUUCUUGGGUUUAGCGUUCUUACGGGCGGCGCGUGAGGGAGGACAAAAGCCUACUACAUCCUGGCACGACGAUUGCUUUGUCGGACAGAAGGCGAAGGUGGAAAUAUUCUGGGAUGCGCUUCCACUCCUGGUGUUACGGAUGCUGGCAUUCUAGCAGAAGGGCAGAGGGAAGGCUAUAUUGUACUUAACGUUGUUAAAUAGGGUAGCUUGCAAUUUACUUCAAAAGCAGCAGAGCACUAUUAAAAAUACGUACGAGGAACAGAAAAAAAGCUGUGAAAUAUAUAAAAAAGGUCUAAGCUGCGAGGUUGGAAGUAGACAGGAACGGAGAGCUUGUGAAUACUAAACAGCUGCUGGGCUUGCUCUUUGCCUUCAAAGCUAGGCCAAAAUCUGAGCCAUUACAAUGGGAGACACUGACUGUUUCAAGUGUUCGUUUUGGGUUCAUAGGAGGAAGGAAGGCCUUGGUGUGCCCAAGGGUGGGCUUCUUUAGGGUCUCUUUAGGGGGGGAAAUUGGGGUAUGUGUGUAUAGAUCUGCAUUGCAUGAUCAUUUGCUGCUCCAAAAUGGAUGGCACAUAUAUCAUUUCAGUCUUUCCAUGACAGACUUCUGUGUCCGUAGCUCAGCAUCUUUGCUGGCUUCUGGAACGUCUUAGACGGAGGCACAGGCUCAAAGCCAGACUGCGCCUGGACAAGUCAUUCCCGGACCUUGAUAAAUAAACAACUAAACAAACACAUAAGUCUCUUUUGCCUUCCCCAUGCACUUUUUUAAUAUGAAAAAAAAAGACUAAAUUAAAAUUUUGCUCAUAGGCUUCGGAAAGGUUCAAGGCUGCAAUCCUACGCAGACUUAGCUGGAAGGAAGACCUAGCGAAUGUGCUUCUCCCGCAUAAGUCGGCAUAGGAUUGCACCGCAUGGGAAGCAAAGGUGAUUUGGGUUUGUGAGCCUCGGUGUGAAAAACUGUCUUUGUUUCCUUCAGAGUCCUGGAUCCUCUGUAUUUAUAGUUUUAUAAUAGGCAAACAACAAAGGAUCAACUGAUAUACUUGAGUACACACAAGAGCAAUGAAUGGGAUUUUUACCUGCUGCUAUACGAAACAAAAUACUUUUAGAACAAAAUCUAUACUAACUGCGGGGCGGGGCGGGGGCGGCGGGAGGGAGGGAGAUCUUUCUUCUGUUCGUUCACCAUUGCUUUACAGUGAUGUUGUGCAUGCCAACAGCAGCAUCGUGUCUUUCGACAACAGACACAAACUUAGAACAGCUGAUUGUAAAGAUUAAAAUUACAGUUAACUCACCGUGCACAAUUCUCAAGCACAUGCCCUCCUCCUCCUCUUUCUCUUUCCUUGCCCUCCCACCAUCACGCAGGCCCCGGCUCCUCCCGAUCAAUGUGCUUCAUCUCAAAACUUCUGGAUCAUUUCUGAUCUUAACUGUACACUGUUGUUAAGAGUUUAGCUCUGUUCGGAAAAACCGUUGUUUAACAAAAAAUUUCAACAGGGGGGAAAAAUACAAAAGACAAAAAAGUGUGCCAUUUUUUUCACUUGAAAUUCUUCAUAACUGUACAUUUUGGGGGAGGGAGGGGAGAAGAGAAAAAUAGAAAACCUGCUAAAUUCUACAUGUCUGUGUAUGUUAAGGUUUUUUGGAAAAAAAUUCUUUUUUUUUUUAGUGUGCAAUCUCUUCUGUAGAUAUUUGUUGACCAAAACUGGUAUUAUGAUUAUUGCUUAUUAUUACUUAAAUUAAUUUAUAAAUGGUCUCUUUUUUGUAUGUAUGUGUAUUAUAGUGUGUUUGUAAGUAUGUGAGGUUUAUAAAUAUAAGACUGUCACAGAGCUGUGUGUGCCUGUAACUUAACCCCUCCCCCUUUAUUUUUAUUUAUUUUUGUACUGUGCUGAUUCAAAAUAAAAUGCACUGACCAUCCAUUACAUAAA